Molecule: messenger RNA, 4071 nt
Organism: Macrobrachium nipponense
Lineage: Eukaryota; Metazoa; Arthropoda; Malacostraca; Decapoda; Palaemonidae
Product: collagen alpha-1(I) chain-like
Exons: 3
Coding region: 1-4071 (1356 amino acids)
Source: RefSeq, a predicted model, not a curated record
AUGGCCCGGCCCGCCACCGCCCCGGGGACCUCGGCGGGACCCAGUGGCCCGCCCCCGCCCCGGGGACCUCGGUCGGGCACCCAGUGGCCCGGCCCGCCCCGGGGACCUCGGCGGGCCAAACUGGCCCGCCCGCCCCGGGGGACCUCGGCGGGGCCGACUGGCCCGCCCGCCCCGGGGAACCUCACGGCGGGCCAAGUGGCUCCGGCCACGCCCCCGGGCCCCGGGGACCUCGGCGGGACCAGUGGCCCGCACCCAGCCCCGGGGACCUCGGGGCGGGCCCAGUGGCCCGCCCGCCCCGGGGAACCUCAGCUCGGGCCCCUAGUGGCCCGCCCCGCCCCCGGGGACCUCGGCGGGCCGACUGGGCCCGCCCGCCCCGGAGGGGACCAUCGGGGGCCGGGACCUGGGCACUGGCCCUCCGCCCACCCCUGGGGACCCUCGGCGGGCCCAAGUGGCCCGCACCGCCACCCGGGGGACCCGCGGAGGGCCGACUGGGCCCGACCCGCCCCAAGGGGGACCUCGGCGGGCCGACUAGGCCCGGCCGCCCGGACCCGGGGAACCUCAGGCGGGCCCAUGGGCCCGAAGGCCCCGGCCCCGGGGGACCCGGCGGGACCCAGUGGGCCCCGCCCGCACCCGGGGACCUCGGCCGGGGCCCAGGGCCCCGGCCACCUCCGCCCCAGGGAACCUCGGCGGGCCCAGUGGCCCCGCCCCGCCCCGGGGGACCUCGGCCCGGGGGCCCAGUGGCCGGCCCCCCCCGCCCCCCCGGGGACCUCGGAGGGCCCAGUUGGCACCCGCCCGCCCCGGGGGACCGCGGCGGGGGCGGGCCGACCUGGCCCGCCCGCCCCGGGGACCUCGGCGGACCCCGAGGGCCCGCCCGCCCCGGGGACAUUGGACGGGCCACGUGGCUCCCGCCCGCCCACCCGGGGACCUCGGCGGGCCGAAACUGGCCCGCACCCGCCCCGGUGGGACCUCCCGGCGGGCGGCUGGCCCGCCCGCCCCGGGGACCUCGGAGGGCCCAGUGGCACCGCCCGCCCCCAGGCGGGACCUCGGCGGGCCCAGUGGCCCCGCCCGCCCCGUGGGGACCUCGGCGGGCCCAGUUGGCCGCCCGCCCCCCCGGGGGUAACUCCCGGCGGGGCCCAGUGGCUCCGGCCCGCCCGCCCCGGGACCUCGGCGGGCCCAGUUCGGCCCCCGGCUCCCGGGGAGGGGACCUCGGCGGGCCGACGGCCCGGCCCGCCCCGGGACCCCGGGGACCCUCGGCGGGGACCCAGUGGCCCUAGCCCCGGCCCAGGGAACCCUCGGGGGCCCAGUGGGCCCACGGGGCCCUGCCCGCCCCGGGGAACCUCGGCGGGCCGACGGACCUGGGCCCGCCCCCCUGGGGACCUCGGCGGCGGGCCGACUGGCCCACCCGUCCCCGGGGACCUCGGCGGGCCCAGUGGGCACCCGCCCGCCCCGGGGUACCAUCGGCGGGGGGCCAGACUGCCCGGCUUCACCGCCCGCCCCCUACCCCCCGGGGACCGUGCUGGACCUCGGGCGGGGAACUGGCCCGACCCGCCACCCCGGGGACCACGGCGGGCCCAGUGGCCCGCCCUCCCACCCCGGGGGACCAUCGGAGGGCCCAGUGGCCCUAGAGCCCCGCCCCGGGGACCUCGGCUGGGGCCCAGUGGCCCGCCCCGCCCCGGGGACCGCGGCUGGGACCCCAGUGGCCCGCCCGCCCGGGGACCUCGGCAGGGCCCAGUGGCACCCGCCGCCCCGGGGACCUCGGCCGGGGCCGACUGGCCCGCCCGCCCCGGGGAACCUCGGCGGGCCGACUGGCCCCGCCCGCCCCGGGGGACCUCGGCGGGCCAACUGGCCCGCCCGGCCCCAAGGGGACCUCGGCGGACCCAGUGGGCCCAGCCCGCCCCGGGGACCCUGGCCGGGCCCAGUGGCCGCCCGCCCCGGGGACCUCGGGGUCCGGGACGGAAAUGCCCGCCCGCCCCGGGGGACCUCGGCGGGCCGAACUGGCCCGCCCGCCCCGGGGGACCUCGGCGGGGCACCCAGUGGCCUGCACCCGCCCCGGGGAACCUCCCGGCGGGGCGACUAGGCCCGCCACCGGCCACCCGGGGGGACCUCGGCGGGAGGACUGGCCCGCCCGCCCCGGGGACCUCGGCCGGAAACCCAGUGGCCCGAGGCCCGCCCGGCCCCGGGGGAACCUCGGCGGGGGCACCAGUGGCCCGCCCGCCCCGAGGGGGACCUGGCGGGAGGGACCUGGAUCCGGCCCCGCCCCCCCGGGGGACCUCGGCGGGCCCGACUGGGCUCCGCCCGCCCCGGGGACCUCGGCUGGGCCCAGUUGGCCCUGCCCCGCCCCGGGGACCAUCGGCGGGCCCCAGUGGCCCGCCCCGCCCCCCGGGGCACCUCGGCGGGCCCAGUAAGACCCCCCGCCCCAGAGGGGACCUCGGCGGGCCCAGUGAGGCCCCGCCCGCCCUGGGGACCCUCGGCGGCGGGCACCAGUGGCCCGGCCCGCCACCCGCCCCGGGGACCCUCGGCGGGCCGACUAGCCCGAACCCCGCCCCAGGGGACCUCGGCGGGCCGACUGGCCCGCCCGACCCCGGGGACCUCGGCGGGACCCAGUGGCCCGCCCGCACCCCGGGGACCCUCGGCGGGCCCAGUGGCCCGCCCCCCGCCCCGGGGACCUCGGCGGGCCGGACUGGACCGCCCGCCCCGGGGACCUCGGCGGGCCGAUGGCACCCGCCCGCCCCACGGGGACCUCCCGGCGGGCCCAGUGGGCCCGCCCGCCCCGGGGACCCUCGGGCGGGCACCCCAGUGGUCCGCACCCGCCCCGGGGACCUCGGCGGGCCGACUGGCCCGCCCGCCCCGGGGACCGUGGGACCCGACGGGACCGACAUGGCCCAACCCGCCACCCCCCCGGGGACCUCGGAGGCCCGGGUCGACUGGGCCCACCCGCCCCGGGGGACCUCGGAGGGGGGCACCCAGUGGCCCCGACGCCGGGCCCCCGGGGACCUCGGCGGGCACCAGACUGGCCCGCCCGACCCCGGGGACCCUCGGCGGGCCCAGUGGGCCCGCCCGCCCCGGGGGACCUCGGCGGGACCGACCUGGGCCUGCCCGCCCAGGGGACCCUCGGCGGGGGCCCAGUGGCCCCGCACCCGCCCCGGGGACCUCGGCGGGCCGGACUGGGCCCGCCCCCCGCCCCAGGGGACCUCGGCGGACCCAGUGUGGCCAGCCCCGCCCCAGGGGGACCUCGGCGGGCUAGGGCCCCGGCCCGCCCCGGCCCGGGGGACCCUAGGCGGGCCGACUGGCCCGCCCGCACCCCGGGGACACUCGGCUGGGCUGACUGGCCCGCCCGCCCCGGGGACCUUGGCGGGCCGAACUGGGCCCAGCCCAGCCCUGGGGACCUCGGCGGUGGGCCCUAGUGGCCCGGCCCGCCCCGGAGGACCGCGGCUCGGGGCCCAGUGGCCUAAGCCCGCCCGGGGGACCUACGGCGGGCCCAGGAGGCCCGACCCAGACCCGGGGACCUCGGCGGGUGCCUCCUGGGCCCGGCCUCCCGGGCCCCGGGGACCUCGAGGCGGGCCUCCUGGCCCGCCCGCCCCCGGGGACCUCGGACUGUUGCCAUCCGGGCCCGCCCGACCCGUGGGACCUCCCGGCGAAGCCUCCUGGCCCGCCCGCCCCGUGGGGGACCUCGGCGUGCCUCCUCUGGCCUGCCCCGCCCCCGGGGAUCUCGGGCGUGCCAUCCUGGCACCGCCAGACCCAGGGUUAUCGGCGGAGCCUCCUGGCCCGCCCGCCCCGGGGACCUCGGUCAGGGACCAUCCUGGGACCCACCCCGCCCCGGGGAUCUCGGCGGGCUACCCCUGGCUCGCCCGCCCCAGGGUUUCUGGCUUGCCUCCUGGCUCCCGCACCCGCCCCGGGGACCCGGCGGAGGGCCUCCUGGUCCCCACCCGCCCCCGGGGAUCGCGGAGGGCCUCCUGGCUCCGGCCCCCGGGGGGGGGCCCCCCUGGGCGGUUCGGAGGGCUUUGCCUAGGCCGUUCACUGCAGACACGACCAUUUGGCUUAGUCUUAAAGAACCAGAAAUAUGCCAACUGA